UAGGAGCAAGUAAGGCGAAGGCAAAGACAAUAAUUUGUUCCAUUGUAAUGAGAACUGUAAGUGUUGGCAAGGGGUAGUUUUUCACAGGCCUGCCUUCUUUCACUAACGAUUCUUUGCGCCUCCCGUUAGCUAACCCAGACAAUUUGUUCAGUAAUUGCAACGGUCAACAGCUCUUUUCUUGCCAAAAAGAAAAAAAACACACUAUUUUUUUUUAAAUGAAAGCAAAGCCCAGCUCAUCAUCAGAGCAGGAGGGGUUUUAGAGUUAACUGCAUGCAGGAAAUCUCUCACAUCCUGAGUUGCAGCGCUCCCUCUCGCUCUCUCUGUAACUGUAUAUUAAUGGGGCUGUCCUCCAGUCCCAGCUGAUGAAAGUUUUGUCUCAGUCUGGGCUAAGAUGUCAAAGCGUCUCCAGGCGGGAAAGCAACGCUGCCCUCCAUCAUCUCACUCGCCAGCCCAGCUCUUCCUUCUGCGGCUCAGUCUGACCUGCCUCUUAUUAGUAUCCUCGUCCGGGGUUCAAGGAGAAGAUGCGAAUAGUAAACUGGAAUUCUAUAGGAAACGGAUUUUGAAGAGCAGGCGACAGCAUUAUGACAUAAUAGUUCCUUAUCUUCUGGAUGGUGAACAGUGGAAACCAAUGAAGAUUUUUUAUUCACAGACUUACCCAGCAACGCUGAAAUUGCUAAUACAAACUGAAAGCCAGCAACUUGUCAUCAGCCUGGAGAGAAAUGAUGGCCUUUUUGCUGGUAACUUCACGGAAACACACUAUUUGGAAGAUGGUACCAGUGCUGUUCUCAUGCACGAUUACACGGAUCACUGCUACUACCAUGGUCACGUGCAAGGUCAUGCUGAGUCUGCAGUGAGUUUGAGUACAUGUUCUGGACUCAGGGGAUAUAUUUUAUUUGAAGAUAAAGCCUCUAUAUUGGAGCCAUUGGAAGGUGCUAUAAGUGAACACAUAAUCUACCAAGCAGAGAACCUAAAACUAGGCCUGGGUUCUUGUGGUCAUCAUCUCAACAUCUCAGGUAUCGCACAGGAAUAUGCUGCACAGUCUAAUCAGAUGUUUAUUACCAGGCACAAGAGGGAAGCCCUGAAAUCCACCAAGUAUGUGGAACUUCUUAUUGUGGCUGAUAACCGAGAGUUUCAGAGACAAGGCAAGGAAGUGGAGAAAGUGAAGCAGAGGCUGAUAGAAAUUGCAAACUACGUUGAUAAGUUCUAUAGGCCACUAAAUAUUCGAAUAGCUCUGGUUGGAGUGGAAAUCUGGAAUGACAUGGAUAAGUGCACAAUAACCCAAGACCCCUUCACUAGCCUACAUGAGUUCCUGGACUGGCGAAAGCUGAAACUACUACCUCGUAAACCACAUGACAAUGCACAGCUAGUGAGCGGAGUAUAUUUCCAAGGUACUACCAUUGGCAUGGCACCCAUAAUGAGCAUGUGUACUGCUGAGCAGUCUGGGGGUAUUGUUAUGGAUCAUUCAGACACCCCUUUGGGAGCAGCAGUAACUCUGGCUCAUGAGCUGGGCCACAAUUUUGGAAUGAACCAUGAUACACUGGAAAGGGGUUGCAACUGCAAGGCAUCUACUGACAAAGGAGGCUGCAUCAUGAACCCCUCGACUGGCUAUCCAUUUCCCAUGGUGUUUAGCAGCUGCAGCAAGAAAGACCUGGAAAACAGUUUGGAAAAAGGAGUGGGGAUGUGUCUCUUCAACCUGCCAGAAGUUAAGGAAUCAUUUGGUGGCCCAAAGUGUGGGAAUGGCUAUGUGGAAGAAGGAGAGGAAUGUGACUGUGGGGAACCUGAGGAAUGCACAAACCAUUGCUGCAAUGCUACCACCUGCACUUUAAGGCCAGAAGCAGUGUGUGCCCAUGGGCUUUGCUGUGAAGACUGCAAGCUGAAGCCAGCAGGGAUCCUCUGCAGGCACUCCAGCAAUUCCUGUGACCUUCCUGAGUUCUGCACUGGAGGCAGCCCUCAUUGCCCAGCUAAUGUGUAUUUACAUGAUGGGCACCCCUGCUACAAGGUGGAUGGCUACUGUUAUAAUGGCAUGUGCCAGACUCAUGAACAGCAAUGCAUCACGCUCUGGGGGCAGGGUGCUAAGCCUGCCCCUGGGAUAUGCUUUGAAAGAGUCAAUUCUGCAGGCGAUCCUUAUGGAAACUGUGGCAAGGAUUCCAAAAGUUCUUUUGCCAAGUGUGAAGCCAGAGAUGCUAAGUGUGGAAAAAUUCAGUGUCAAGGGGGAGCAAAUCGACCUGUAAUUGGUACCAAUGCUGUCUCCAUAGAAACAAACAUCCCAUUACAAGGAGGGGGUAAAAUUCUGUGCCGUGGAACCCACGUCUACCUGGGGGAUGAUAUGCCUGAUCCUGGUCUUGUCCUGGCUGGAACAAAGUGUGAAGAUGGAAAAAUUUGCCUCAAUCGUCGCUGCCAAAAUACCAGCAUAUUUGGUGUUCAUGAAUGUGCAACAAAAUGUCAUGGACGUGGAGUCUGCAACAAUAAGAAAAAUUGCCACUGUGAAGCCCACUGGGCACCUCCAUUUUGUGACAAGGCUGGAUUUGGUGGCAGCCUAGACAGCGGACCAGUCAGGCAGUCUGAUAACAGAAGUUUAAUAACUGGACUUCUCAUUACCACCCUAUGCCUUACAGCUGCUGGGUUACUUAUGUAUCUCAAAAGAAAAAUCUUAAUUAGAUUGUUCCUUAUAAAUAAGAAGACUACAAUAGAGAAAUUAAGGUCUGUGAAUCCAGCACGGCCUUCUAGUACAUUUGAGUCCAAUCAUGGUCAUACCACAACUCUCAAUAAAAAUCUAGUCAAAAAGCCACAAAAUUUAAACACACCUAAGAGGAAUGAUUCACAAAGAUUGCUGCGGUAUCAGAGAGGUGACAUUAGUGACCCUAUGAAGGCACAGGAUAUACCACGGUCCAACCCACCAGAACGUAUCUUGCCACCUCUUUGUGACCUAUCCUGUAAGCAGUCUGUGCCCACAAAGAUGCUACCAGACAACCCUUUCCCCAGGCAUAAAGAGGGAUCUUGCAAGCCAAAUCCUCCUCAAAAACCUUUGCCAGCUGAUCCACAGAACAAAGCCACUCGGCUGAACAGUGUUUCCAGAACAGUGCUUGGGCUUCCAAAACCUGUGCCUCUGAUUGCUCCAGUCAGGCCUGCACCUAAACAUCCACUUCCUGUGCCGAGAUCCUGCAAUGCUGCCUAUAGGAAAUGACAGAGCAUAAUUUCUAUCCUGAAAAGUGAAGACAUAAAUUUGCACUAUUUUCAAUUCUCGUUGGAGAUCAAUAUUUUUAUAUCAAUAGGUAGAAUUUUUAAUGUUCAACCCCCAUUAUUUUUAAAAACUCUGAGCUACUGCCUUUGGUGCUAUUGUUGUGUGAAGGUGGUCUGCGUCCUUGCUCAGGUACUUGUAAAUUAUUAAUUUAUAUUGAAUAUUUAUUACAGUGCAGAGCACUGUAGUAGAUAUUGUUUCACCAUAGCUGGGUUUUCCUUGGAAGGAAGCCAUUUUUGUGAUUUAUAAGCAACCUUGAACCAUCCAUUUUAGAUUUCUCAAUAGGCUGUACAGAUGCCUCAAAGUUUGUUUAGUUUGAAUCUGUUAUUUACAGUAUUCUGAUUAGGGCUGCAAUGAAAAUUUGCUGAAAUCAAGAGACUGCUGGAAUUUCAAAAGUUAAUGGCUGAUAUUUUGAUUCUGGAAUCCAAAGGCAAGAUAUGAAUUUAUGAAGAACUUUGGUGGAAUCUGAAGUAAACCUGUUCAGAUUAUUUAAAGUCUAAUAUGUGUGACUUUGAUAACAGGCGUUGUCUAGAAAGAUACAUUUCUGAGUUUAGGGACUACAGCAUAUGUAAUGCUUUGUGCAUUAAAUUCAGAUACUACAGUCUGGAAUCAGAUAACGCUUCUUCAGCAAUAUAUAGUGUACAUUUUAUCGUUGCUUGCUGAAAAUAAGUGAUAACCGGUCAAAUCUUGUGCAAUAGCAAAGUGCCUAGGAAUGGGUAUUAGGGUUUCUUCACCAGCAAAAUACUACAAUAGGCAACCAUACUUAAGUCCAGCAUAUAUGAUGUUUCAGGAAAGCACAGUUCCUCCAACAUGGUACAGUGGUGACUAAUAGGUCAUUUGUUCUGCACUACCAGAAGUCUAGAAGAGGUGGAGCUAUUAGAAACAUCAUAAAGGAAUGUCAGAGCCAUAGAAGCCAUUUAUCAAUCUCAACAAGGGCUCAAAAAUGGGACCAAGGUGGCCCUAUUUUCCUUGCAGCGAUAGUGGAGUAACCGUGACAGUAGAAGCCCAAGGUGCUACAAGUCCAUAUUUUCCUUGACUGCUUCAUAAAGCAGUAACUACUGCAUUUGCUUCUAUGUGAUUUGUCAGCCUACAUUUAAGCAGUGGUUACACUGGAACUAUAUAACCUGUUGUGAAAUGUGGGGAUAAGCAACAACUGCUUUGAGGGAAAUACCGCAAAAUGUAAUGCAUGUAAAAGCCUUCAGGUGCCUCUAUGUACCAUCUACCUCUAUCAUCAAUUACUAGAAUGAUGAUUAUAACAGGAAAGUAUUGAAUGAGUUUUGAGGCUUGAAUGUUGUUGUUAGGUCGCACAGUCGAGUCUGACACUUUGCAACCCCGUGGACCAAGUCACGACAGGCCCUCCUGUCUUCCACCAUCCUCCAAAGUCCACUCAAGUUCAUAUUAGUUACAUCAGUAAUGCUGUCCAGCCACCUCAUCUUUUGCCGUCCCUCUUCUUUUGCCUUCUGUCUUUCCCAGCAUCCAGUGAGUGCUGCCUUCUCAUUUGGUGAAUAAAGUAUUUGAGCUUCAGCUUCAGUAUCUGAGGCUUCAAUGCUAAACCCUAAAUACUCAUUUUAACUGGAAACCCAGUCUUGACUACCUUGUUUCUUAUGUAUGCCAUUGGAGACCACUGCAAAUUCCACAGUCAGUGUAAUAGGAUUCAUUUCAGUUCUAGCAUUUUUUUUCUUAUGAAUAAGUCCUCGGUUUUAAAGUCUGGUGAUCUCAUUGGUUUUUUGUAAACAAAGGUUCAAAUAGAGUACACUCAAACAAGCCAUCUUUUCCCCAUAUGGUAAAACCCACCAAUUUCUGUGUUACCAGAUUUCAGUAUACUGUAACCAUUAAAAAAAAAUCCUGGCUGUUCAAUACUAGUUGGAAGAUUGAACUUCAAGAAAAUGCAUACAUUUUCAACAUAUUUAUUUUAACCUCAUUUUUUUAGACAUAGUACAUAAUUUUUGUGUUAAUGCAGAAUGUCAGGGUUUUUUGUGUUUGGGUAAGCUACCUUCAAUCAGGGCAUCAGAAGGUACUAGUCCAGGGGUGGCCAGACUGUGACUUAGGAGCCACAUGUGGCUCCUUCACACAUAUAGUGUGGCUCUUGAAGCCCCCACUGACCUGUUGGCCAGCUUGGAGUAGGCAUUUAUCUCUUUCAAUCAUUUCUCCAAAUCAAGUUUGCCAGCAGCUUGGAGAAUGCAUGUAAAGUUAAAGUUGCUUUCUUUCUACCUCUCUCUCCCCAUCUAUUUCCUUCCUUUCCUUCCUCUGUCUUGCAGCUCUCGAACAUCUGACAUUUAUUCUAUUUGGCUCUUAUGUUGAGCAAGUUUGGCCACCCCUCUGCUAGUCUUUCCUGUACUGUGAUGAAGAUAUGGCCAUACUGAUUAUGAGGUUAUUUCCAUAGAUCAACCAACACAGAUGUCAUUCAACAGCCAGUUUUCUCAGGCAUAAAAUAAGUAAACUGAGGUAAAGGUGUUUGCCUAAGCUUGAAGAGAUGACACUUCUUAUAAAGAAAUGAUAGAUAAUCCCAGCCGUACUCCUAUUAGUCGAUCCCUAUCAUGACACGUCUGCUGAUUUUAUGUUAUCAGAACAGCCCCUUUGUUGGGCCAGUUUCAUGCAAAGCAAUCUGAAGUGCUGAAAAACCAAUCUUAUAUUUACUAAAGCUAUCAGUCUUCAGAAGAGACAGAAUGUUUCACUUCUCAGUUUAUUUUUAAAGCUGUAUUUUACAAGUAAUAAUAGUAGCAAUGUCUUCCAUGGAACAAGUGUGCUGUUGUUCUACAUCUUCUUUCCUCCUAUGGAUUUUUCAAUAUUUAUUUCUGAGCACAUCCAGAAUUUAAAGAAAUAAAAGAAAAAUGCCC
Messenger RNA from Heteronotia binoei (common prickly gecko), 6075 nucleotides. It is a transcript of the gene ADAM12, whose product is annotated as ADAM metallopeptidase domain 12. Gene Ontology annotation, biological process: proteolysis. Gene Ontology annotation, molecular function: metalloendopeptidase activity. The record is from RefSeq and is a predicted model, not a curated record. Bases 392 to 3184 code for a protein of 930 amino acids. The transcript is spliced from 23 exons. Lineage: Eukaryota; Metazoa; Chordata; Lepidosauria; Squamata; Gekkonidae.